This is a messenger RNA of Laetiporus sulphureus 93-53, 855 nucleotides long. RefSeq lists its product as uncharacterized. Lineage: Eukaryota; Fungi; Basidiomycota; Agaricomycetes; Polyporales; Laetiporaceae. Bases 1 to 855 code for a protein of 284 amino acids. The transcript has 5 exons. The record is from RefSeq and is a predicted model, not a curated record.
AUGGACGGAUUUCUUCUCCGGCUACCACUGUGCAACGAUAACAUAAGAUAUGCUUCUCGCACGCAUCUUCCAGAAAUGGCGCUGCAUCCGCAGUUAUCGACACCAGAUUGGUCGCCUUCAUCGACUACCGUUUUAGCGGAUACCGGUCCUCGUCUGCUUGAACAUUACGGAAUACCAUUUCUGCGCUACCACCAGAUCCUAUGGCUAUCACUGUCCCGGUAUCGAUCACCGACCGGAGGUUCAAUUUUGUUUGACCGUUGUCGUUUACUGGUGACUUGCAAGAGGUAUCGUUCGCUCUCCAUCACAAUGAUCGUUUCAUCAACAAAUAGUGGACUACAUAUUCAUGUCACCGCACCUAGAGACGACUCGCCAUUCAGACAACCCGCUGCUCAUCCGUGCGUAGUCCUCAUGACCAUUCCGUAUGAGCAACCUAUAGCGGCUUCGGCUGUCGCUGGACGGCCCAAUUCGGUUAUCCAGCAAGCUUUCGUAUUAACAGCAUUGGAUCAGGGAUGUGGUAUGCUUCGAGAGUUCAGAAUGCAGAACGUUGAAGUCCUCAGUGUACAAGCAGCCAGUUUGCUAUGGCCGAUCUUUGGUGACGACGUCCGCAUCCUGUCCACACAAGUAUGCGAUUUAAGGGUGCUCGACGAAAUAAAGUGGAUGGCAGCGCGCAGAGGAAAUCCUGCGGCAGUUGCCCGACUCGGCUGGAAAUCUUUUUCACCAAAACGUAAAGGAGUUUAUGCCAGAAAUGCCGCCACGAAUGGACGGCAGAUAUUCUGCGCCACAGGCGCGUCUGCCGCCGCCGGGUGUCUCAGUGUCUCUCGCAUAUUGCAAAUGCGGCAAUCUACAAAGAGCUAA